AUGGACACCUCCUACCCACGGGAGGACUACCUGCCCACGCCGUCCCACAAGCGGGAGCCGUCUCCCACCAUCCUCGCCGUUGGUGCCUCCCCACCGCCCCGCGACCACCUCAUCUGGUCCAUCUUCAACACCAUCUACAUGAACUUCUGCUGUCUUGGCUUCGUGGCGCUCGCCUUCUCUGUCAAGGCGCGGGACCGGAAAGUGGCCGGGGACGUGGAAGCCGCUCGGCGCUUGAGCUCCAAGGCCAGGUGCUACAACGCCCUGGCCACGGCAGGGAGCGUGGUGCUGCCACUGCUGCUCGCCGCCCUGGUCAUCACGGGAGUCAUCCACCUCUCCAAGCUCGCCCAGGAGUCCGUCGGCUUCUUCACCUACCAGUUCAGCGGGACCGAGGACGAGGACAAGUGA
Molecule: messenger RNA, 405 nt
Organism: Gavia stellata (red-throated loon)
Lineage: Eukaryota; Metazoa; Chordata; Aves; Gaviiformes; Gaviidae
Product: interferon-induced transmembrane protein 5-like
Exons: 2
Coding region: 1-405 (134 amino acids)
Biological process (GO): bone morphogenesis; bone mineralization
Cellular component (GO): plasma membrane
Source: RefSeq, a predicted model, not a curated record